Messenger RNA from Diorhabda sublineata, 1708 nucleotides. RefSeq lists its product as uncharacterized. NCBI's taxonomy places the organism in Eukaryota, Metazoa, Arthropoda, Insecta, Coleoptera, Chrysomelidae. The record is from RefSeq and is a predicted model, not a curated record. The transcript has 4 exons. Bases 438 to 1406 code for a protein of 322 amino acids. Gene Ontology annotation, molecular function: serine hydrolase activity.
UAUUUGUGUAUUAAUAAAUAAAUCUUCCGGUAACGAUUGCAUACAAUGUUUAUAAAUACCAAAUCAAUUAUAACGUUCUUUCAAAGAUAAUUUCUAAUAUGUUACGCAUAUUUCAAUUAUCAAACUAUGUGAUUGCUUUGUACAUAGUGAUAUCAAAGUGCGCAGACGUAUACAAACUGUCUGCCUCGCUAUUUGUCUGCAACUCUGGUCUGACCCGACGAAGCCGUGGUCGUAGACAAUGACAGCUCAUAACCGGUCAGAUUAUAAUUUACACUUUGUAAUAGCGUGAUCGAAUAAAGUUCUUUCCACUUCAUUUUUAAAUGAAGGUAUAUAAGAACCCGCGUAAUAUACGUCCAGGCCAAGUUCACGUGAUUUAGUCUAGUACUUCUAUUGAUAAUUUAAUUUUAGUGAAUUUUUUUCUCAUAAUAAUAUCAAAUAUGGCAUUACCAGUAUCUAUAAUUUGCCUAAGGGGCCUUAAGAAUUUAAUUAGGCCACCAAAUAGAACACAGCAAAAGAAAUUGAACGCAGUUAUAACAUUCUCGAUCCAAACGAGAUUCUUAUCAUCUGUAGAACUAACCAAAAACCUGUCAAUAAUAAGCAACGAAAAGAUAAACUCCAAAAUCACCGAUCUCAAAAUUGAACAACCCCAAGACAAACCUUUACUUAUAAUGUUAUCCUGGUUAAUGGCUAAAAAAAGAUACAUUUACAAAUAUGCGGAUAUAUAUUUAAACCAAGGUUUCGAUGUAUUGAAUAUCAACAUAAACCCUUGGCAACUUAUGUGGCCCACCAAUGGAUCACAAGUCGUAGCCAAAGACAUCCUCAAAUUUCUCGAAGCAAAUCCUAGUUACGAUCGUCUCGUGGUACACGGAUUCUCGGUGGGCGCCUACGUUUGGAGCGAAGCUCUAGUGCACAUGUCGACAGAACGACAACGUUAUCAAGGAAUUAUUGAUAGAAUUGCAGGGCAAAUUUGGGACAGCUCCGCCGAUGUCACAGAGUUGUCGAUAGGAGUACCAGUCGCCGUUUUUCCCAAUAAUAAAGUCUUACAAAACACUUUCAAACAAUAUAUAUUGUAUCAUUUGAAAAAAUUCAAUAAAUCCGCUACUGUUCAUUAUGUAAGAGCGAGUCAAAUGUAUCACACAAAUAUUGUACAUGCUCCUGCACAGAUAUUCAUCAGUAAAACCGACCCCAUUGGUACUGAAGAAUCGAAUAGACGAGCUAAGGAUAAUUGGGAGAAUAUGGGAAUUCGGGUUAAUUGGAAAUGCUGGGAUAAAUCACCGCAUGUGGGUCAUUUUAGAGCACACCCUGAGGAAUAUAAAGCUGAAUUGGAGAAAUUCUUAGCAUCAUUAAAUAUUUCUCGAUUAUCCAAAGAACAAAACGAAAUUAAAGCAACUGCUAAACUUGGAUGAGAUACUAGAUAAAAUCUUUUAAAAAAUUGGCCAAAACUACAUAUUUUAUACAGGGUGGAAAAAUACAAUUUUGUUUGUUUUUUUUUUCUAAUAGAAACGUUUUUACGUUGUUGUCAGAUCUUUUAUACAUACGGAAGCGUUUUAUUAAUUCCAAAAAUUCGUAAUUAUAUAAAUUUCAUGUUUAUAUACAGAGUAAUCUAGAGUUAUUGUACGAUAAAAAAAUUUUACUAUAUCAUCGUUCAUUAUUAAUAUAUUUUAGAUUUUUUUUAUAUAAAAAUAUAUAAUAAACUACAUUAUUUAUU